GUUGUCUUGGCUCAUUGGCUGUGGAUUCACAGAGAGAAGAUAUCACCAGAGUGAUUCAGAGAGUCUGACUGAAGGCUCGGCUCCACCAGGAGGGAACGCUGAGGGGCUCUGGGCUCAUAGCUGUGGACUUCCAAGAGCAGGAAGGACAGAAGACAUUUCCAAGAAUCUUCAUCAGAGAGAGAAAAGGAAAGGGAGAGCAUCACAGAAUUCAACCUCAUGAUUAAAAUGCACUCCUCCAGACUCCCCCUCAGUGUGAAAGUGGAUUCUGAGCACUUGAGGUCAGUGGGAUUUGGGGAAGACAACGGGAGCAGGCUUCUGCCCAGGCCUUGGAAGCUCAUCUUUCACCUACAAGGAUCCAAGUUGCAGACCGGACAGAAGACUUUACUCAGACAAGGUCAUUCAUUCACUCGGUAGACCUAGAGGAGUAGAAGACAUUGGAUAGAAGGAAAGAGGAAAGACCCAGAGCUAUAAACAAAGUGAACUUAACUUCUCUUGGUUUCUCUGAUUCAUUUUAGGAACCUCAAAAUGAAAUUACAGGCAUUUUGGAUUUUGAUUUGAGGAUCAUCACCACCACACAGGUGUAUCUCACAUAGGAAAAAAGAUCUGGUUGGGAUCCAGCAAUGAAUCUCAUUGAACACUCUCACUUACCUGUCAUGGAUGAAUUUUCUCUUUCCAGUAAUUUAUUUGGUGUGCUGACCGAGCAAGUGCCAGGCCCUCUGGGACAGACUGUAGAAGUGGAACCAUACCCCCAGUACAACAAUGUGCCUUUUCCCCAAGUCCAGCCCCAGGUCUCUCCACCACCCUACUACUCCAGCCUGAGUCUCUACCCGCAGCAACCUGAUGAGUGGUACCCCCCUGCGCUGUAUGAACUCAGGCGAAUGCCCGCAGAGACUGUCUACCCAGGAGAGGCUGAGGCCACAGAGAUUCCCGUCACCAAGAAAGCCAGACUGAGCGCGUCAGCAGGAAGGAUAAAAGGAGAUGAGCUGUGUGUCGUCUGCGGGGACAGAGCGUCUGGUUACCACUACAAUGCCUUGACCUGCGAGGGGUGCAAAGGUUUCUUCAGGAGAAGCAUAACCAAAAAUGCUGUGUAUAAGUGCAAGAAUGGGGGCAGCUGUGUGAUGGACAUGUACAUGCGGAGAAAGUGCCAGGAGUGUCGGCUAAGGAAAUGCAAAGAGAUGGGGAUGCUGGCCGAAUGUAUGUAUACAGGCUUGCUGACUGAGAUCCAGUGUAAAUCUAAGCGGCUGAGGAAACACGUGAAGCAGCGUGCAGAUCAGACCAGCAGUGAAGACGGCGAAGGGCGUGAUGUGCGACAGGUGACCUCAACGACCAAGUCGUGCAGGGAGAAAACUGAACUCACCCCAGAUCAACAGAAUCUUCUUCAUUAUAUUAUGGAUUCAUACAGCAAACAGAGGAUGCCUCAGGAAAUAACAAACAAAAUUUUAAAAGAAGAAUUCAGUGCAGAAGAAAAUUUUCUCAUUUUAACUGAAAUGGCUACCAGUCAUGUACAGAUUCUUGUAGAAUUCACAAAAAAACUGCCAGGAUUUCAGACCCUGGACCAUGAAGACCAGAUUGCUUUGCUGAAAGGGUCUGCAGUUGAAGCGAUGUUCCUCCGUUCAGCUGAGAUUUUCAACAAGAAGCUGCCUGCAGGGCACGCCGAUCUGCUGGAAGAAAGAAUUCGCAAGAGUGGCAUCUCUGAUGAAUAUAUAACACCUAUGUUUAGUUUCUAUAAAAGUGUUGGAGAAUUAAAAAUGACUCAAGAAGAAUAUGCUCUACUUACAGCGAUUGUUAUCCUCUCUCCAGACAGACAGUACAUAAAAGACAGAGAAGCCGUGGAAAAGCUCCAGGAGCCUCUGCUGGAUGUGCUACAGAAGUUGUGCAAGAUCUACCAGCCUGAGAACCCCCAGCAUUUCGCCUGCCUGCUGGGCCGCCUGACGGAGCUACGGACUUUCAACCACCACCACGCGGAGAUGCUCAUGUCCUGGAGGGUGAACGACCACAAGUUCACCCCGCUCCUCUGUGAGAUCUGGGAUGUGCAGUGACUGGCGUGGCGGCAGCCAGGGCUAGGCUUCAGCCCUCUAGAAACCUGGUGUGUCCUUUCUUUCCUCUGCACCUGGUCUCCCAGAAAGAAGACUCUGGUUGAGAACUGAUGUAGGGAUCUUCUUCAACAUCCGCAGUUGUAAAUAUGGGGCCACCUUGCGUCUCAGGAGGCUGCAGGGAACCUUUCCUUCCUGUUUGCCCAGUUCAGUUGUUGUUACUUCAGUUCUCUCCAUCUGAAAUAGGAGGGAAAUGCUCUUUAUCUCAGCUUACUACAUAUAUGUUAUUAAAGAGUGUUCACUUCCGACAGCAGACGGAAA
Messenger RNA from Erinaceus europaeus (western European hedgehog), 2354 nucleotides. RefSeq names its product nuclear receptor subfamily 1 group H member 4 (gene NR1H4). The record is from RefSeq and is a predicted model, not a curated record. The transcript is spliced from 13 exons. Bases 621 to 2039 code for a protein of 472 amino acids. NCBI's taxonomy places the organism in Eukaryota, Metazoa, Chordata, Mammalia, Eulipotyphla, Erinaceidae. Gene Ontology annotation, biological process: negative regulation of transcription by RNA polymerase II; bile acid signaling pathway; negative regulation of inflammatory response. Gene Ontology annotation, molecular function: nuclear receptor activity; bile acid binding; zinc ion binding.